Molecule: messenger RNA, 4008 nt
Organism: Melopsittacus undulatus (budgerigar)
Lineage: Eukaryota; Metazoa; Chordata; Aves; Psittaciformes; Psittaculidae
Gene: NPC1L1
Product: NPC1 like intracellular cholesterol transporter 1
Exons: 20
Coding region: 1-4008 (1335 amino acids)
Biological process (GO): cholesterol homeostasis; intestinal cholesterol absorption
Cellular component (GO): plasma membrane
Molecular function (GO): cholesterol binding
Source: RefSeq, a predicted model, not a curated record
AUGCCGGAGGGCACCGUGCUGGGCACUGCGGUGCUGGCAGCGCUGCUGGUGCUGGUGUCCCCAUCCUGGACCCCCACCCACAGCGCUGGUGUCUGUGCCUUCUAUGGCGAAUGCGGCUACAACCCAGAGGUGAACGUGUCCCUGGUGCGCUCCAAGGUUCCCUGUGUGUCCAACACCGCGGCACGGGAACCCUCAGCCGCACUCCUGAACCUGCUGAGCUCCGUGUGCCCGGACCUGGCUCUGGGCACAGCCGCAGCCCCGCGGGUGUGCUGCAGCCUGGCGCAGGUGCUGGCGCUGCAGCUCAGUGUGGCUCUGUCCGGCGCGGUGCUGGCGCGGUGCCCGUCCUGCGCCCGCAACUUCGCCAACAUCCAUUGCCACAACAUCUGCAGCCCUGACCAGAGCCUCUUCAUCAACGUCACACGCGCGGUGCCGGUGCCGGGAACCAACCUCUUUGCCGUCGUCGAGUACCAGAGCUUCUACCGGCAGGAGUUUGCCGAAGCCUCCUUCGCCUCGUGCCAGGGUGUGCGGCUACCGGCCACCGGCGGCUUCGCGCUGGACACCAUGUGUGGGCUCUAUGGCGCGCGGCUGUGCACGGCCCAGCGCUGGCUGGACUUCCAAGGGGACAAGAGCAAUGGGCUGGCCCCGCUGCAGAUCCACUUCCACCUGGUGCCCAAUGGCACCGGCACCGGCACUGGCACCGGCACCGGUGCGGGCCUGGAGCCGCUGUAUGUGCGGGCCUGGAGCUGCGGUGAGGCUGUCAGCGCCCAGGAACAGGCCUGCUCCUGCCAGGACUGUGCCGAAUCCUGCCCCACCAUCACCCCCCCGCCCGGCCCCAAACCCCCCUUCCGCAUCGGUGCUGCCGACGGGGCCCUGGUGCUGUGUGUGCUGCUCUUCGGCCUCCUCACCCUCCUCUUCCUCCUCACCCGGAUCUGCCAUCACCGCGGCUCCAAACAGGGGCUCACCCUGCAUCCGGCACCGGUGACCCCCCCCGGGUGCUCGGUGCGAUGGGGUGAUGCUGUGCACCGGGCGCUGGUGCGGGUGUUCCGGUGCUGGGGGGUGUUUGUGGCCGCACACCCGCUGCCAGUGCUGCUGGUGGCUGUGGCGCUGGUCGGGGGGCUCUCGGCCGGGUUCCGCAGCCUGCGCCUCACCACAGACCCCGUGGAGCUGUGGUCAGCCCCCGGCAGCCGCGCGCGCCAGGAAAAGGCCUUUUAUGACCAACACUUUGGGCCCUUCCUCCGCACUAACCAAGUGAUCGUCACCGCUCCGCGGCACAACCGCUCCCGGUACCACUCGGUGCUGUUCGGGGCCCAGAACUUCAGCGCGGUGCUGUCCAUGGAGGUGCUACAGGCGCUGCUGCAGCUGCAGGAGAGCCUGGCGGCCGCCGCGGUACCGGUACCGGGCACGAACCGGACGGUGCGGCUGGAGGACGUGUGUUAUGCGCCACUGAACCCCAGCAACCCCGCGCCCGCCGACUGUUGUGUCAACAGCGUCACCCAGUACUUCCAGAACAACCGCACCCGCUUGGCCAUGGUGGCCACACAGCCCCACGGCACAGACACCGGCACCGUGGACUGGCGCGACCACCUCAUCUACUGCGUCAACUCCCCCCUCUCCUUCAAGGACAUCACAGCGCUGGAGCUGAGCUGUACGGCAGAGUAUGGCGGCCCCGUGUUCCCAUACAUUGCCCUCGGUGGCUACACCGGCUCCGAGUACACCGAGGCCGAAGCUCUCAUCAUCACCUACUCCCUGAACAACUUCGGGCGCAGGGACCCUCGGCACAUGUGGGUGCUGAGCUGGGAGAGCCACUUCCUGCAGCUGGUGCAGGACUUCCAGCGCAGACACCACAACCUCUCUGUCGCCUUCAUGGCCGAGCGCUCGCUGGAGGACGAGAUCAACCGCACCACAGCCGAGGACAUCCCCAUCUUCGCCGUCAGCUAUGCUCUGGUGUUCGCCUACAUCGCGCUGGCGCUGGGCGAGUACACCGCAUGGCGCCGGGUGCUGGUGGAGUCCAAGGUGACGCUGGCGCUGGGGGGUGUUGCCGUGGUCGUCGGUGCCGUGUUCGCCGCCAUGGGGCUGCUGGCGCUGCUGGGGCUGCCUUCAUCCCUCAUCAUCCUCGAGGUCGUUCCCUUCCUCAUCCUCGCUGUGGGCGCCGACAACAUCUUCAUCUUCGUGCAGGAGUACCAGCAGUGUCCGCGGGAGCCGGGCGAGCGGCGCCAGGAUCACAUCGGGCGGGUGCUGGGCCAGGCGGCUCCAAGCCUGGUGCUGAGCAGCUCCUCAGAGCUCAUCUGCUUCCUGCUGGGCUCUCUCAGCUCCAUGCCAGCCGUUCGCACCUUUGCUCUCACUGCUGCUGUCGCCGUCGCCUUCGAUUUCCUGCUCCAGAUCUCGGCAUUCGUGGCCCUGCUGGCGCUUGAUGCCCAGCGCCAGGAGGCCUCACGCCCGGAUCUCUGCUGCUGCUGCCUGCUGAUGGUGCUGACGGUGCUGAUGGUACUGACAGUGCUGAUGGUGCUGACGGUGCUGAUGGUGCUGAUGGUACUGAUGGUACUGAUGGUGCUGAUGGUACUGAUGGUGCUGAUGGCGCUGAUGGUACUGACAGUGCUGAUGGUGCUGACGGUGCUGAUGGUACUGACAGUGCUGAUGGUGCUGACGGUGCUGAUGGUGCUGCUGUUCCUGCUGCUCUCCUGUGCUGGGCUCUACCUGAUGCUGCAGGUGCCUGUGGGGCUGGACCAGGAACUCGCCAUGCCCAAGGACUCGUACGUGCUGCAGUACUUCAGUGCCCUCAACCAGUACCUGACCGUGGGUGUCCCCGUGUUCUUCGUCACCACCGAGGGCUAUGACUUCUCCUCUGCCGCCGGCACCAACGGGAUCUGCUCCAGCUCCGGCUGUGACCACAACUCCCUGACCCACACCCUGGACAUGGCCUCGCGGUUCCCCAACGCGUCCUUCCUGGCCCUUCCGGCCACCUCCUGGCUCGAUGACUUCCUCGACUGGCUCAACCCCACCGGGCGCUGCUGCCGCAUCCACCGGUUCGGCAAUGCCAGCGGCGAGUUCUGCCCUGCAACCAGCGAUGACCCAAGCUGCAUCGGUGGCCGGUGCCUCAAUGGGACGCGGCGCCCGACCCCAGACGAGUUCCGGCGCUUCCUGCCCUGGUUCCUGCAGGACCGUCCCACACUGCAGUGUGCCAAGGGCGGCCUCGGCGCCUACGACACCGCGGUGAGCAUGGAUGCCAACGGCACCAUCCUGGCCACGCGGUUCAUGGCCUACCAGCGCCCGCUGCGCACCUCUCAGGAGCACACGGCUGCUCUGCAGGCGGCUCGAGCCCUUGCCCUGGAGCUCAGCCGCAGCCUGCGCCGGGUGCCGGGAACAUGGAACCGGUUCCAUGUGUUCCCAUAUGCGGUGACCCACGUGUACUAUGAGCAGUACCUGACGGUGGUGCCAGAGGGGCUGGUGACUCUGGGGCUGUGCCUGGUUCCCACCUUCCUGGUGUCCUUCCUGCUGCUGGGCAUGGACCUGCGCUCCAGCACUGCCACACUCAUCACCAUCAUCAUGGUCCUGGUGGACACCGUGGGCGCCAUGGCCCUAUGGGACAUCCCAUACAAUGCUGUGGCCCUCAUCAACCUGGUGGCGGCUGUAGGUAUCUCAGUGGAGUUCGUGUCCCACAUCACUUACACCUUCGCACACAGCCGCAAACACGGACGUGUGGCUCGUGCGGCUGAUGCCACCGUCACCAUGGGCAGCAAGGUGGUGGCCGGCGUGGCCAUGACCAACCUUCCUGGCAUCGCGGUGCUGGCGUUUGCCAAAGCUCAGCUCAUCCAGAUCUUCUUCUUCCGCCUCAACCUCCUCAUCACCCUCCUGGGGCUGGUGCAUGGGAUCCUGUUCCUGCCUGUGCUGCUCAGCUACAUGGGUCCCGGCCCUCGGGGGCCCCCAUUGGAGCUGCCAUCGGGGGACGCGGCGAUGGGGGAGGGGCAGGGGCAGGGGGAGGGGCAGGUCCCUGCCCCCAGGCAGGGCUGA